GUCACGAAGUCUACAGUUAGCUCUGAGGCUUAGAUAUUACAAGCGAGUGUCGUAUAGGCGAGGAGAGUCGGUGACACCGCUCUGACGGACGUGGAGAGGUGGGCUCUUCAAACGAUCGAGCCGUGGAGCUCAGCGCCGGUGCGGGCAUCGACGGACUUCACAUAACUUGCCAGCCUGAUCCCCCUAACGUUUGAUCGCGUCCCCCUUUCUUUCUCUCUCACACCAUGAGGUCCAAACGGAGGAUGCCUGCUCUGUUUGUUAUUCCAGCCGAGAGAGAGAAGCACGCAAGCGUGUAAAGAAGAGACAGGACGCCUUUGGAGCGCUCUUUCAUAUAUUAGGACAAAACCUCCGGUGUUUUUAUUUUUAUUUUAUCAAGGCCCGCAGCGGUGCACGCAUCCCACCUUGGAUUAUCAUCAGCGUGGACAUAUGGGGAAGAGAGGACACAUCAGUGCGUUCACUUUUAAAGCAACGCACAGGGUCUUGACGCUAUUGCGUUACGCAUCUGUUUCCCUGUGAGUCUCUUCUUUUUUCCUCCUCCCUAUCCAUAUCCCCGUUGAAAUAGAGUUCUCUGCAGCAUUUUGAAAAGUCAAAUAUCGGUGGUAAAAAGGAAAACAGAGCGGGUUGUGUGUAGUCUGAGAGGAACGAGAGGAGGAGUAGGGGGGGGGGGGGGGGUGCAGAAUGAGGUGUGUUUUCUCUCUUUUUGGGAAACGCCGGAGAAAGACGGGAGAAGGUGUAUAAGCCCGCUGCCCUGUGAAAGCCUGCGUCGCGCUGCCCUCCUGAGAGAUAACUGCGAUCUGAGAAGAAAUGGCCUAGUAAAAAAAAAAAAAAAAAAAUCAAAAGAUCAGAGGACAGAAGAAUCGUGCUGUGGAUGGACGGGCCAGACAUCAUCUUAAAUCCCCGGCGCUCGCAUCGCGUCUUUAAGGUUUAAUUGGUGUCCUGACUGCAGCGCUGGACUUAGUUUGAAAGAGCAAGACGAAUGAACCUACACAGUCUAACUGAGAAUGCUUCCCAUCCCAUCACCUCACCAUGUCUCUAUGGAAACACUAUUAACUGCCCCCCUUCCACAAUUCCUCCUUUUGCCUUUGUCGCUUCCCUAUAACCCCCUGGGUCUUUGAUCCUCCCUCUGUUCUAGCCACAGUCCCUGUGAUCUGAGUCCAAUAGUUUUAUUUUGGAAAUGUUCAUUUUUCCGUUCAAUGCUGCCAGCCACUACGGCUACGGUGGGAAGCGUCUGAAUACUUCUCAGCAGGCCCCCAACUCCUGUCUGAUGUGGCUCUUGGGACUAGUGCUGCACUUGACUCUCUCUUCCUCUCAGCGUAUGGAUCUGAAAUAUUCCAUAGUUUCUACAGGCUAUGGAAAGGUCCGUGGUAUCAGGAAGGAGCUGAACAAUGAGAUCUUAGGCCCAGUGGAACAGUUCUUAGGCGUGCCGUAUGCCACUGCACCCAUCGGCGAACGCCGUUUCCAGCCUCCUGAAGCCCCGGGCUCCUGGCAGGAGAUACGCAAUGCCACCCAGUUUGCACCUGUGUGCCCCCAGAAUGUCCACGGCGUUUUACCGGAGAUCAUGCUGCCGGUGUGGUUCACAGACAACCUGGAUGCAGCGGCUACCUAUGUUCAGAACCAGAGCGAGGACUGCCUUUACCUUAACAUUUAUGUGCCCACUGAAGAUGGUCCGCUCACAAAAAAACAUGAUGAAUCCACCAUGAACAGACCAAGGGAUGAAGAUAUUCGAGAUCGUCGAAAGAAACCAGUCAUGCUCUUUGUCCACGGAGGCUCCUACAUGGAGGGCUCAGGGAACAUGUUUGAUGGGAGUGUCCUUGCUGCUUACGGAAACGUGAUUGUUGUCACCAUGAACUAUCGUCUUGGUGUGCUUGGAUUUCUGAGCACAGGAGACCAAUCUGCUAAAGGGAACUAUGGUUUGUUGGACCAGAUCCAGGCUCUGCGCUGGCUCAAUGAAAACAUUGGCCACUUUGGAGGAGACCCAGAGAGAAUCACGAUCUUUGGCUCUGGAGCUGGUGCUGCCUGUGUGAACCUUCUCAUUCUUUCCCAUCAUUCUGAGGGCCUGUUCCAGAGGGCCAUCGCUCAAAGUGGCUCAGCCAUCUCCAGCUGGUCAGUCAACUACCGCCCACUGAUGUACACCAAAAUCCUUGCAAAGAAGGUGGGCUGCACUCUGGGGGACAUGGCUGAGUUGGUGGACUGCCUCCGAAGGAAGAGUUUCCGGGAGCUAGUGGACCAAGAGAUUCAGCCUGCCCGAUACCACAUUGCCUUUGGACCUGUGGUGGAUGGGGACGUGGUGCCGGAUGACCCAGAGAUCCUCAUGCAGCAGGGCGAGUUUCUCAACUACGACAUAUUGCUAGGCGUCAACCAGGGAGAAGGCCUAAAGUUUGUGGAUGACAGUGAAGGAGAAGACGGGAUAUCAGCGGCUUCAUUUGACUACACUAUCUCAAACUUUGUGGACAAUCUGUAUGGAUACCCUGAUGAUAAAGAUAUCCUAAGGGAAACCAUAAAGUUUAUGUAUACAGACUGGGCUGACAGGGACAACAGUGACAUGCGCAGGAAGACUCUCCUGGCUUUGUUCACAGACCACCAGUGGGUGGCCCCAGCUGUUGCCACUGCCAAACUGCAUGCAGAGUUCCAGUCACCCGUCUACUUCUACACCUUCCACCACCACUGUCAGACCGAGGCACGGCCGGACUGGGCAGACGCCGCCCAUGGAGAUGAGAUCCCAUACGUGUUUGGGAUUCCCAUGGUGGGAGCCACUGACCUUUUUCCCUGUAACUUCUCUAAGAACGAUGUCAUGCUCAGUGCCGUGGUCAUGACCUACUGGACCAACUUUGCAAAGACAGGGGAUCCUAAUCUACCUGUUCCUCAGGAUACAACAUUCAUUCACACUAAGCCUAACCGUUUCGAGGAGGUCAUCUGGACCAAAUUCAGCUCCAAAGAUAAGCAGUACUUGCACAUUGGCCUGAAGCCACGUGUCAGAGAUAACUACCGUGCCAACAAGGUGGCCUUUUGGCUGGAGCUUGUGCCACAUCUCCACAGCCUGCGCGAAACACUCUUAAACGCAGUCACAACUCGGUUGCCACCUGGAGGCACCAGCCGACGGAAGGUCCCCCAUUCCGGCACCCGCUCCACCCAGCAACCAGUAAUGUCCACCUACCCACCAGAAUCUGACCCCGACAGCUCGGAAAGACCCCGCUACUCUCCCUUCCCAAGUAAGACAAGGGACUACUCCACUGAGCUAAGCGUGACGGUGGCCGUCGGCGCGUCUCUUCUUUUCCUGAAUGUGCUGGCAUUCGCAGCACUUUACUACAAACGGGAUAAGCGCCAUGAACUCAUGCAGAGGCGUCACCGCCGGCUCUCCCCACAACGUGGCACAACGAUGGCCAUAGGGGUCGGCAUGGGAGUUGUGGGUGCCCCACCGCACAACGACCUGGCGCUGAGUCAGGAGGAGGAGCUGAUGUCACUGCAGAUGAAGCAGCAGAGGGUGGAGUUGGAGCAUGGGACGCCACUCCCUUCCCGUGCCAUCCAUGGCGACCUGGAACCCCUGCGGCCUCCCGUGUGCCCACCCGACUACACGCUGGCGCUGAGGCGGGCACCGGAGGACGUGCCACUGAUGACCGCCAACACCAUUACCAUGAUCCCCAGUACCAUAAGCAGCAUCCAGCCACUCCACCCCUUUAACACUUAUCCCCCUGUCCCAGCCCCUUCGUCAACACCUGUCCCCAGCCACAGCAACAAUGCCCUGCCUCACCAACACUCUACUACCCGUGUAUAGGACCAGGCACAAGCUUUGCUACCCCUUCUGGUUCACCAAGAUGCACCACACAAACUGCUUCAUUCUACCUUUCACCAUCUUUCUGUUCUUCUUUACUGUCUUUAUGUCUUCUUCCUCAUCAAGCCCUCGGAAAAAGCUGCAGUUUGUAAGAUUUGAAGCAGUGAAAUACCUCUUAGCUAUAAUCACAAUUCAAAAGCUCCUUUGUCAUCAUGCUUAUUUGCGUUAAAGCUCGAUGAACAUUUGGUGCUUAGAAAAGGUCACCAGUCAUGCCACUUUAGGCUCGUAGCGCCCUCGGAGAGGUGUCAUAAUCAGUCAGACAUUCACCGUGUAGUUCGGUUGUUUGCCGCAGGUGUUUCUUCGUGUCAUUGUGCUGUGUUUAACAAAGAGUACAAACCCACAUUGUCAUUCAUUUAGGGAGAAGAUGAUACAGUAGCAAACAGCUUUGUGCAAGGCAGCAUAUGUCCCAGCAAGCUGUCUGUCAUAAAGCGUUGGUUUCUUGAAGCUUACAAAUUGCAGCUUUAAAGGCCCAAUCUGGAAGGGAGAUUUGGCACCCCGUACAGAGCACUGUGCUCCAACAGCUGUCUCUACAUUGUACAUUUUUAAGGAUUAUUGUAGAGUGUAAAAUAUACUGGCGAGGCUGGGAAUAGAGCUAAUGUUUGACAGCUACACAUGACUAAAUCUAUUUUAGAUUCUUAAACAAUAUUUCCAGUGUUUUGGGAAGUGUUCAUACAUCUUGGACAGUUUCACGUUUUGUUAUAUUACGACUGCAAACUUUAAUGUAUUCUGUUAGGAUUUUAUUUGAUGGAUCAACUCAAAGUAGAGUCAAAGUGUGAGUGGAAGGAAAAUAAUACAUGGUUUUCCAAACAGUUUCUAAAUAAAAAUCCAAAUAGUGUGCCGUCCAUUUCUAUUCAGGUAUUUCUGUACUAGAUUUUAAUAUCUACAGAUUGAAUUUAAACUUCUUAUUCUUUGUGAAGUAGUUCAGUCUCAUUUAGAAAGGAUGGAGAUAAUCUGUGAACAUCAGUUUUUCAAGUCUUGCCACAGAUUCCCAGUUGAAUUUAGGCCUGAACUAAGCCUCUCUAACAUAUGAAUAUACUUAACUCUUUUUAACAAGUACCAGCUCAGUAAAUGUUGUUAGUGUCAUUAUGUUUACUGAUCAUUUUUUACAAAAAUUCAAAAACAGUAGUACAAUUGCAUUUUUUUUGUGUAAUGUCAAAAAAGUAAAAAAAAAAAUUUAUUUAUUGGCAGUGAUUUUGAUAUUUUGAUUUUUAACUUAAACUUAACACAAAGGUCCUUGGAAGCUAGUCAAAAUUCCAAGUGGGAAAGUCAGACAUUUUUCGCUAGUUUUAACCUCAAAAUCCAAUAUCACAAAUCUUUGCAUAAAAAACUUAUUCAUAUCCAGUCUGCAAAAAAAUGGUAAUUUGUCUUUGUGUAUAAAUCUGAACCUCUAUACUCAGACACAGACACACAAUAUGUUACCUACAAUUUUCUUUAGGAAACAUUUUGCUGCAAUGAAAUAUCCCCAUAGCUUGUAUUGCUAAUUCCUGGUCAAUUGAAUUAUCAAACAACGAAUUCUCCCAGUUAUUGAAACUGGAAAAGUUGUUAAAAUUGUAUUCCCAUGUCCAGGUUUUGACUUCAACAAAUAAAACAGAACAAGUAGGCUUCAACACUUUCCUUGUUUACUGUUGUCCUCUACAGUUCUGUAUUUUGUUUUUUGUUUUUUUGUGUUUACCUUGCCUUGCAAAUAACAUUUCUUCUAAAUGGCCACUAAAGACAGCUCAAAUACCACCAGGGAGACUUGUCUCACAGUUUGAGAGCCUGGGGUCUAAGUUAUUGUGUUGUAGCUCUGAUUGUAUGUUCUUCAUCAUUCUCCUGUUAAAAGAUGAACCUGCAUCUCAGUCUCAAAACUUAUCUUUUUUCUUCCUGGAUUGACCAGUGUUUAGCUCCCCAUAGCAUGAUGCUACCACCACCAGUGCAUGGCUGUUUUCUAAUGGGGAGGUUGUGUUCAGGGUGAUGUGCAGUAUUAGUUUUCCUCCACAUCCAAUACUUUUCAGACUUCUUAUUGUAACAUGAAUAGAAAGCCAUGUACGACUUGUCUUCCACAUGACAAUGUGCGCUACUUUAUGUUGGUCUGUGACACAAAAAUCACAAUCAAGCACAUUAAGUUUUGCGGUUCUGACGAAAUGUGGAAAUACCUUUACAAACACUGUAUCAAUUUAAAUGCCAUGUAAAAACAAUACAUUAAUGAAUUAUUUCUCUUUUUUUUUUCUGUGUGGGGUGCUACUUCCCAAACAUUUCCAGACUGGGGCUUGAUCUUUCAUGCAAUGCAGAAAGUAACAGAAUCCCAUUCAGCAAGACGCAGCCUGGAAUCCAGGCUGCCCAUAAGACAUCACUGCAUCCAUGCCUCACAGGCUCUACUCACAUCUAUUACUUUAUUUGUUUUUCACUCAUUGUCUCUCUGUCACAGCUCUUUUAACUGAUUCUAUCAUCUCACCACCAUUCCACCCACCCCCAUGCAUCCUCUCUUGAAGCUCUUCUUAUUAAACAACAGCGACAUAAUCCAGUUUUUGUGUCCUCCUUCUCUCAAUCACUUCUAGACUCUCUUUUCCUUUUAGAGUCUUUUAUACAAAAAAAAACACAGAUGUAAAUGAUGUAUUAUUAAUAAAUUGUAAGGAUAUGAAUGAAAAAAAAAGAUAUUCUGAUAUCUAGUUUUUACCAGCAUUCUUGGUGCCAAGUACUGUGACAAAGUUCCUGUUUGGCCGGCAUCCGGUGGACCGCUUGCCAAAGUCUGUCCUGACUGAAUCUCAUGAAAAAAAAGGAGUUCCAUUCAAAAGAAAGUGCCAAGCCCUUUAUCUUUCAUUUCGAACCACACACACUUUGUGUUUAUUUACACUCAAUGUUGCACUGUGGCUGGUCUCUUCUAUAAAGGGAAAUCAGAUUCAAUAUGUCCUCAUUAAGGAGAAAAAAUCUAUCAAGUUUUAUUAAGUAUUUUGCUGUGUGGGAUAGUUGCAUGAUUUUUUUCAAGUGUGUGGGCAGAAUUUUUCAUUUUAAUAAUUUCAAUUGCCUUGUUCUUUGUUUUUCUUUGAAUUCUUUUUACUUUGGAAAAUUUUUAUUUUCUAUUUUAAUAUCAGCUGCACUUUGUGGUACUUCAGAAAGUAUUAAAGUAUUAAGGAGAUGAAUAUUGUGUAAAGCUAUGAUUAUAACAGAGAGUAAAUAUUUCCUGUUUAUUUUGUUUUCAUUUACUAACUGUGCCACAAGACUACCAUAGACUGAUGAAAGCCUUGGUUUUUUUUUUCCCCUCAUUUGUUUCUUUCUCUUUUACAACUGUCAAGUUUGCACAGUCACUGUCUCCUGAUCUCAUCUGAGUAAAGCACUUUUUACGUUUCAAAAGAAAAACAGAGACAUGACUUCUUUACAUUAAUAAUCCAAACAAGGUUCAUGUUUGUGAAUGACAUUAACGUAAUGCGUCAAGCAUUUGAGGACGGCUCAAAUUGUUAAUUUUUUGUCAGCUCUUUUGUUGUCUCUUGGUUUUUUGCUUCAGCACGGCGGGUGAAAAGAAAUAUAUAUUUAUGGUCAAAAAGAUAAGAAAGCCUUGUAUGAUCGUGUCACUUGUUUUGCACAACUGAACACAAGGUUGGGUCGUACCCUGGACAAUAACGGAAAAAAAGUGGAAAAAAAAAAGAAAAACUUUGACAUUAGAACAACAGUGGGGAAGCACUGAUUCACUGGUGAUGACAACGAAACAGUCUGUGAUCUGUCAAUGCACAGAGAAUGCAUUGGGGUGGGGAAAAACCCUGAUUAAACGAGACGUUACACCAUGUACCACAAAAAGCGAGGCGACUGGGAUUAGUAUCCCUACUGUCUGUAACGUCCUGUGUGUUUAGGAUGAUGACGCUCCCGGAUCCAGACUGCCAUCUCUCAUGCUGGGCUGGAGCGAGCUGGGAGGACGAAAAACACAGAGAACCACAAACUGAACUUUAUUUUUAAGUGUACAAGAACAAACUGGAAUUUGUAAAUAUUAUGUUUGUUGUUUGGUUUUGAGUGAUUGGCCAGAUCUUUUCUUUGAGGCAACAGGUGCAAGUUUAGAUGACUUACAUGAUUUUAACGCUCAUGCACACAGCCGGUUUGAUUCUCCUUUAUUUACAGUGCCUUGCGAAAGUAUUCUUCGGCAUAACCCCUAAACCGGUUGACACGUUGUAGACACAGUUUUCCAUGUAGUUCAAUAGGAUCUAAUUUAAUAGAUCUACAUAAACUAUAUUGGGGAGUGGAAGGAAAAUGAUACAUGAUUUACAAUUAUUCCACAAAAAAAACAUUGGUGAAUUUUGGCAUGUAUUUGUAUUCAGCCUCCUCUGACUCAGUAAGUUGUAGAACCAGUCUUUUGAGGUGUUCUCUACCAGUUUUGCACAUUUUGCCACAGAUUCACAGUUGCAUUUAGGUCUGGAGUUUGACAGAACCUUUUGUUAAUCAAUGAAUAUUCUUUGAUGUAAACAAUUCCAUUAUAGCUCUGGGUGUUUGUUGUUUUCCUGCUGGGAGUUGAACCUUCACCCCAGUCUCAAGUCUUCUGCAGCCUCAAACAGGUUUCCAUUAAGGUUUAGGACCUACUCUUACCAAUUAUGAGACUUCUGAAGACAGUUGGUUGCACUGGAUCUUAUUUAGGGGUAUCAGAGUAAAGGCUGGAUACCAAGACUUGGUCCAUUUUUCACAUUCUUGUUUGUUGAAGAAAAUCAGAACCCAUUAAUUAUUUAUUACCAGUUUAAAAAUAUGCACUUCUUUAUUUUGUUCCAUCACAAUAAAUACUAAUUAAAUGCAUUGAAGUUUAUGGUUGUGAUGUAACAAAAUGUAAAGAAGUUCAUAAUGACUUUUGCAAGGCAUUGUAAUUGAGCUCAAGAAUAAAUCUUAUAAGGUAUUGGGCACGUGAGUACAACUAUCAGCAUACAUGAAUGAUUAAACAAAAAAUCUAAAGCAUGGCUGAGGUACACAAACAGAAAGAGGAAUGCUUCUGGGUCCAAAUAGCCUAGAUCCUGUGAUUACCUAUGGUCGUCUAUAGCAUACCGUGCACACUUUGCCCCAUCCCAUCAAUCAUAAAAGGAAGCUUUUGAAUUAGAUGAGUUCUCUCAUUGGUAAAUAAGCCAAAGAACAGCUGCAGAGAACAGAUGAAGGAAGGGGAAACAGGAAGGAUUUGAGUAUUGAGCAAAAAAAAACCAAAAGAUUUUGUUACGAAUUGGCACAAAGCAAGCCGUUAAUUAGGAAAUUCAACUUGUGAUGCUGGUGAACUUGAUUGUUAUUGUCUCACAUUGUCUUGAGCAUACAGUAUACACUCACGUAACUGGGAGGUUGUAAAAUAUUUUGUACUCUUUUGGGCUUAUUUCAAAUUAUAUUCAUAGUGGUUGUUUUGCUAACAUUUGCCAUUUUUGUCUGCACAUCCUGUUAAUGGGAUUGUUGACUCAGCUGUUUGUUGUGAGUUUCAGUUUCCUGCGCUUCUAAAAUUAACAUAGCAAAAUACUUUUCCCUAUCUCUCUUUUGGAAACAAGGGUUUAAAACCAGCCAACAGAAAACGGAAGCACACUCACCAAGUCUACAUGUUUACACUACAGUUCUGAUGUUGGCUUACGAUUGGCAUUACAUAGAAUCAAAAAUCCUAUUCUUGAAACAUUUGAUGCCAGAUGUUACAGUGAAGGCUUGCACCUGUUUGUCUGUUUCAUUUAGUCUGAUUCAGUGACCUGCUUGAGGCGCAAAAUACACUGAGGGAGCAUAUUUGACUAUAAGGGGUUGAGAGAAUUAAAGUUAAUAUUUCUAUUUCAAAUAGAGGCUAUUACACACUGUAUGUUGUGUACCUGAACUGGAAAACAUUAAAAGACAUUCUUAAACAAA
Messenger RNA from Girardinichthys multiradiatus, 9640 nucleotides. It is a transcript of the gene nlgn2b, whose product is annotated as neuroligin 2b. The transcript is spliced from 9 exons. The coding region runs from base 1175 to 3772 and encodes 865 amino acids. Gene Ontology annotation, biological process: chemical synaptic transmission; presynaptic membrane assembly; postsynaptic membrane assembly. Gene Ontology annotation, molecular function: neurexin family protein binding; signaling receptor activity. The record is from RefSeq and is a predicted model, not a curated record. Lineage: Eukaryota; Metazoa; Chordata; Actinopteri; Cyprinodontiformes; Goodeidae. Gene Ontology annotation, cellular component: cell surface; synapse; postsynaptic specialization membrane.